Messenger RNA from Ricinus communis (castor bean), 780 nucleotides. RefSeq lists its product as uncharacterized. Lineage: Eukaryota; Viridiplantae; Streptophyta; Magnoliopsida; Malpighiales; Euphorbiaceae. The transcript is spliced from 4 exons. Bases 179 to 517 code for a protein of 112 amino acids. The record is from RefSeq and is a predicted model, not a curated record.
UUUCUUAUUUUACUUCAUCUCCGCACAAGGAAAUAAGGGCCCAUCUCCAGAGUCCAACACCUACGCAUCAAGGAACCACACUCUUCCCCUUCGCUUUUUUCAAUAAAAAAAAAAAAAAAAAAACAUUUCUCUCUAUCUCUCAUCAGUUCACUGCGACUUCUCGGUGUUAUUAAUAAUCAUGGCGACAAGGAUGGCUGUUAGAUUUGUGUCUAGAAGGUUCUCAAGCGGUGGCAAAAUACUUAGCGAGGAGGAAAAAGCUGCUGAAAACAUCUACAUCAAGAAAAUUGAGCAAGAGAAAUUGGAGAAGCUUGCACGCAAGGGACCUAAACCAGAGGAGAAAGCUACCUCAGGCCCAGCAACUGAUGUCAAACCAAGUGCGUCAGCUUCUUCCACAUCAGGAGCAUCAACUGACAAGUACCGGAACUAUGCGGUUGUAGCUGGUACAGUUACAGUUUUUGGUGCUUUGGGAUGGUAUCUAAAUUCUCGUGGGAAGAAGACUGAAGAGGUCCAAGACUGAGGUCAAUGUGCUCAAGUGUGAAGAAACACCUGCUAGUUUUUACUACCAAACUUGGACUUAUGGUAGUGGUUAGCAAUAAGCAAGACUUUUCACGCCUUAACCCAAUGUUCAUUUGUUUCAUUACAACUCGUUAUCUCUUAAUAUUUUUCCAGUUCUACAUUUUGAAACGAGAGGUGUUAUAUGAGGUGAGCUCUCAAGCACAAUGUUUAAUCUUUUUGAGUACAUGAAAUGUGGCCAAGGAUUGGGUGGCAUGGUUACUAUUA